Odocoileus virginianus texanus is the source of this 1591-nucleotide messenger RNA. RefSeq names its product presenilin associated rhomboid like (gene PARL). Lineage: Eukaryota; Metazoa; Chordata; Mammalia; Artiodactyla; Cervidae. Gene Ontology annotation, molecular function: serine-type endopeptidase activity. Gene Ontology annotation, cellular component: membrane. The record is from RefSeq and is a predicted model, not a curated record.
AAAGAGCAGUAAUUUAAGAAAACUUGGGUUGCAAUAUUGGUUCCUCCACUCACUUCCCUUCGGUAAAAAACAACAAACCAACAAAAAUAAUAACAUUUAUCUUAAGUGUUGUGCAGUAAUUUUGAGUAAUAAAUGCAGUAACUUAGGUAAAGUGCCUGGUCCAUGGCAUCAUUCAAUAAAUUCGUUUUCCCUCCUCGUUUUCCCCUGGGCCAGCAGGCUGCAGGCCGGGCCGCUAGACCACGAUCCUCCCAGGUCCAGACCGAGCGGUGCCAGGAAACUGACUGUCGGCUUGCGGUUCCUCGUCUCUCCGUAGGUCGAACCUGGGCUUCGCCGCAAGGGGGCGAUCUAGGCUGCUCCUCGGCACUCUAUGGUUCUCCCUCGCCCCGGAAGUGGUUUCCGGCUGGGGUUGGUAAGGUCGGGCCAUGGUGGGGCAGAGGUUGGGAAGAUGGCGUGGCGAGGCUGGGCGCAGAGAGGCUGGGGCUGUGGACAAGCGUGGACUCCGCCAGCAGGCGGCCGCAGCUACGAAGAGCUCACUGCGGCCCUGGCCCCGUCGCGGCUGCUCCGGCGUAGGUUUAACUUUUUUAUUCAGCAAAAAUGUGGAUUCAGAAAAGCACCCAGGAAGGUUGAACCACGAAGAUCAGACACAAGUAGUGAAGCAUACAAGAGAAGUGCUUUGAUUCCUCCUGUAGAAGAAACAGCCUUUUACCCUUCUCCCUAUCCUAUAAGGACUCUUGUAAAGCCUUUGUUUUUUACUGUUGGGUUUACAGGCUGUGCAUUUGGAUCAGCUGCUAUUUGGCAAUAUGAAUCACUGAAAUCCAGGGUCCAAAGUUAUUUUGAUGGUAUAAAAGCUGAUUGGUUGGAUAGCAUAAGACCACAGAAGGAAGGAGACUUCAGAAAGGAGAUUAACAAGUGGUGGAAUAACCUAAGUGAUGGCCAGCGGACUGUGACAGGUAUCAUAGCUGCAAAUGUUUUUGUAUUUUGUUUGUGGAGAGUACCUUCUCUGCAGCGGACAAUGAUCAGAUACUUCACAUCCAAUCCAGCCUCAAAGGUCCUUUGUUCUCCAAUGUUGCUGUCAACGUUCAGUCAUUUCUCCUUGUUUCACAUGGCAGCCAAUAUGUAUGUCUUGUGGAGCUUCUCCUCCAGCAUAGUGAACAUUCUGGGUCAGGAGCAGUUCAUGGCAGUAUACUUAUCUGCAGGUGUUAUUUCCAAUUUUGUCAGUUAUGUGUGUAAAGUUGCCACAGGAAGAUAUGGACCAUCACUUGGUGCAAUGGUAUAUUACUUACGGUCAUGAACUCAUUUGGAAGAACAGGGAGCCUCUAGUGAAAAUUUGGCAUGAAAUGAGGACUAACAGCCCCAAAAAAGGAGGUGGCCCUAAGUAACUGGGGCUGGACAAUACUGGCGCGUCUGGUCUGUGCUGCCUGAAGGCUCAGGAAUGCGGCGGCCCUGGAGUGACCACAUCUUUGCUCCUGCCUGGAAGAUACUCAGCAUCUAGCUUUCCCAGUAUUUUAAACUGUCCCCAGAACAUGUCUCAUUAGAAAGUGAAUUAUGACAAAGUUGUGAAAUAAAGGUUUAUAUCUCUAUAGUUUGUAAA